Messenger RNA from Enhydra lutris kenyoni (northern sea otter), 2757 nucleotides. Its product is annotated as tyrosine-protein phosphatase non-receptor type 11-like. Lineage: Eukaryota; Metazoa; Chordata; Mammalia; Carnivora; Mustelidae. Gene Ontology annotation, biological process: protein dephosphorylation. Gene Ontology annotation, molecular function: protein tyrosine phosphatase activity. The record is from RefSeq and is a predicted model, not a curated record. The transcript has 17 exons.
AUGCGUUUAUCACGGUUAAGCGCCGCUGAGCGCAGGCGGCUGGCCAGGCUGGGGCUCGCCGGGUCCCGGCCGCCCCGCGCCAUCGCCCUGCGAGCCCGGGACGCCCGCGUGGAUCCCCUGGUUCUCAAGUUUGGCGCGCCCUCGAACACUGUCGACUCCAUCCCAACUUCUACGCGGAGGAGACGCUCCCUUCUGGCCACUGGAUUUGGGUUCUGCCAGGUGCAGGCCCCAAGGGGCAGGGUGCGUGUGGGCCAGGACUUUGGGAGCCCAGAGGGCACUCAGUUGUCACCCCAGCUCUGCAGCGUGGCCACUUGUGGUGCUCGUUCCACAUGGUUUCACCCUAACAUCAGUGCAGUUGAGGCAGAGAAGCUGCUCCUGUCCGGGGGCCAGCACGGGAGCUUCCUGGUGAGACCCAGCAAGAGCUGCCCCGGGGCUUCACACCAAUCUGUUAGGCGCCACAGUGAGGUAGCCCACAUCAAUGUCCAGAACACGGGCGACUACUACGAUCUCUACGGAGUGGAGAAGUUCGCUGCUCUGGGCGAGCUGGUGCACCACUACACAGGCCAGCGUGGGGGGCUGCUCCGUGAGCGCAGCGGGGCCCCCGUAGAGCUCCGGCAGCCACUGGGCUACCAGGACCCUGUCUCUGAUCGGUGGUACCACGGACACCUGUCUGGCAAGGAGGCCGAGCAGCUGCUGAUGGAAAAAGGCCGUCCGGGCACCUUCCUGGUGCAGGAAAGUCAGGGCAAGCCUGGGGGCUUCGUGCUGUCCGUGCUCACACCGAGGCCUGAGAAGGCCCACCUCCAGCCGCAGGUCACACACAUCUCGAUCCACUUCUGGGUGAGGCGUGAUGGGAAGUACGACGUGGGAGGAGGGCAAGAGUUCGACUCCCUCGCUGACCUGCUGGAGCGCUACAGGAGGAGCCCGAGGCCGGAGAGGUCCGGACCACCCUGCUAAGUGUGGACGCAGCGCUCUCCCGGCCGGCCCCUCAAAGCAGCGAGGAUCAACGCCGCGAGCAUUGAGAGCCGAGUGCAAGAGCUCAGCGGGCCCACUGGUGCCCGCGGGAAGGCCAAGCAGGGCUUCUGGGAAGAAUUUGAGAUGCUGCAGCAGCAGGAAUGUCGGCUCCUGUACCCCCGGGAGGAGGGGCAGCGGCUGGAGAACAAGCCCAAGAAUCGCUACAAGAACAUCCUUCCCUUUGAUACCACGCGUGUCACUCUGUGUGAUGUGGACGACACCGUGCCUGGAGCCGACUACAUCAACGCCAACUACAUCAGGAGCGAUCCGGAGAAGCCAGGUCACGGACCGGGCAAGGUGUACAUCGCCACCCAGGGCUGUCUGCAAAGCACAGUGGCUGCCUUCUGGGCAAUGGUGCACCAGGAGAACACGCGGGUCAUUGUCAUGGCCACGAGGGAGGUGGAGCGAGGCCGGCUGAUGUGAUGCACCCCCCCCCCGCGGAACAAAUGCUUCCGGUACUGGCCCCAGCUGCAGGGCAGCCAAGAAUAUGGCCGUGUGCGUAUUUUCAACUUGGCAGAGUACCAAGCCCAGGGCUACUGCUUAUGGGAACUACAGGUGUGGCGGCCAGAUCAGGAGGAGCCGCGGCGCACAGUGAAGCACUACCAGUACUUCAGCUGGCCAGACCACGGGGUCCCGGCCGAGCCCUCCGGCGUCCUCGGCUUCCUGGAUGAGGUGAACAGGGCCCAGAGCAGCAUGCCGGGGGCUGGACCCAUGGUGGUGCACUGCAGCCACAGGCCCCAGGUCGGUCCCCACUGCGCCGGCAUCGGACGCACUGGCACCAUCGUCGUGAUUGACAUCCUGGUGGACCUCAUCCGCAGGCAGGGUCUGCACUGCGACAUCGACGUGCCCAGGACCAUCCAGCUGGUGCGGCGGCAGCGCUCGGGGAUGGUGCAGACCGAGGCGCAGUACGAGUUCGUGCACCUGGCGCUGCAGCGGCACAUCCAGGCCGAGCAGCUGCGCCUGCGCGAGCAGCGCCGGCCGCCGGAGGAGCCCUACUACCUGAACGUGGGCCUCGGGUCGGCGGACCCCGGCCGCAACGCUGCCCCCGUGUCGUCUCGGGCGCCGGCGGCGAUCCCAGAGGCGACCGGCGGCGAGUACGAGAACCUGCGGAGCCCGGCGCGGUGAGGGUGCCCGCGUGCGCGUGCCCCGGUGGGGGCCGGAGCCGCGCGGGAUGGGGGGGCCCGCCGGGCCGGGGCGCUCCUCGGAAGGACUAUGUUUAGGGCAGCUUCUCCCCGCGUCUCCCCCAGCCCUCAGACCCACCCGAACGUGGCCUGGACGCCUAGAAAUGGGGAGGGGCAGUGGGGAGACCCGAGCGCCUUGCCCUUUUUGCCCUUUCCGGGGCAGCCAGGUGAAGGAGGAGCGGGAGGGCCUCAGGGCUGUGGUGUGUCUCUCGGUGUGGGAGGCCACCAGUCACCGCCUGCACCGCACGGUGACCACGUGUGACCCCGUGUGUGCCACAUGUUUGUCAUGAGUGGCCAGUCUGUGCUUGACCUGACUGGGGCCAUCAUCAGGGUUUGCCUGCCCCUACCCUCGCCCUCAGCACUCACCUCCGCUUCAGAGCUACUGCGCGGGUGUACGUGAGAUGCUCCUGUGAGCACGUGUGCGACCUCGUGUGCCCCGGUGAGGCUCACAUGCGUGCAUGACUGGUGUGUGACCGCUGUGACGUCUCUGGCGUGUUGUCGUGCUCCUCCCAUCACAGAUGGCCGUGUGGCUUUUUGGUACCCUCAGUAAAAUGACUUGGUCUCA